Messenger RNA from Pseudopipra pipra, 1527 nucleotides. It is a transcript of the gene NHLRC4, whose product is annotated as NHL repeat containing 4. Bases 3 to 1112 code for a protein of 369 amino acids. The record is from RefSeq and is a predicted model, not a curated record. Gene Ontology annotation, biological process: negative regulation of translation; protein polyubiquitination; proteasome-mediated ubiquitin-dependent protein catabolic process. The transcript has a single exon. NCBI's taxonomy places the organism in Eukaryota, Metazoa, Chordata, Aves, Passeriformes, Pipridae. Gene Ontology annotation, molecular function: ubiquitin protein ligase activity; protein binding; translation repressor activity.
UCAUGGACUACACGCUGGAGACCAGCCAGCUAAAGGAGAAGCUGCUGAAAACCAUCUACAGCCUCCAGCUGAAGUCAUUUGCCACUCUCCAGACAGCCAGCCCACUGCUGAGCAGCCAGCCCAGCAUGGGCAUGGUGACACAGCACCAAGUCCACCAGCUGGAAGAUAAGGCCAAAAGUCUGUGUGGAGAUCUGGACAACAUCAAGAACCUCCUCCACUAUUGCCAGGAUAACCUGGUCCGGCAGAUCCCCAACCCCACCGGCAGCCGCUAUGGGGGUGUCCGUGGAAUCCACUGCUCCCCGGAUGGCUCCAUCUACCUGACAGCCGAGAACGCUCCCUGGGUCCACGUCCUCUCCAGCACAGGCCACACGCUGCAGGCCCUGCCCUGCCAGCAAAGGGGGAAGGGCACUUUCUUGCCAGAAGAUGUGACUGUGACUCGCACGGGAAUGGUGGCUGUGGCCGACAUGGUGAAUGAAGCCAUCUGGGCCUUCAACCCUCACACCAGCCUCUCCAAGAGGGAAUGGAUAAAGAUCAGAAAGGUUGGUUCCCCCAGGGGCAUUGGAGUCGACUCCAUGGGCAAGAUCUUGGUAGCAGACUAUGCCCAAGGCCAAGUGCACAGCUUUGCUCUGGACCACGCCUUCAAGACACUCCAGGUCCACUCAGUCCCUGACCUGCAGGGGCCUCGCUACGUCAGCCCAGCGCCCAGCGGGGGCUUUGUGGUGAGUGAGGAGUGUGGGGACGCCAAGGUCUUCACGAGCAGCCACAAGCUCCUCUGCUCCCUCAGCAGCAAAUAUGGACACCAGUUUGGCAACCCCGCUGGGGUGUGUGUGGAUAGGGAUGGCAGCAUCCUGGUGGCAGACGAGCAGCGCCGGACAGUCCACUUGUUCCCAGAGCAUGGGGCUCCCGUCUGCCUGGUGUCCAUGGGGCUGCGCAGGCCUGCUGGCAUGGCUUGCUCCGCCUUUGGGAACCUCUUUGUGGCAGACACGGGGGAGAACUGUGUCAAAGUCUUUAAGUACUGUGUGAGAUCCCCUUACAAUCCCACCAACCCUGGUGGUCACCCCAACCAAACACCCAGGAGGGGAGGGAGGAUGGCUCCACUGCAGCCCAGCUGAGCUGUGGGUCUAGUGGUGGCUGUGAGCUCCAUCUCCUUCACACAGAAUCAUAUCAUAGAAUCAUGGAAUGUUUUGGGUUGGAACGGACCUUAAAGCUCAUCUUGUUCCAACCCCUCUGACAUGGGCAGGGACACCUGCCACUAGACCAGGUUGCUCCAAGUUCCUGGCCUUGAACGCUUCCACGGAUGCAGAGCAUUGCCCCAGACCUGACCUCCUGACGGCUCCCAGCUUCUUCCAGAUGGCAGAAUCAAGGACUAGACCAACUCUGGAGCAGCUAAACCAGCACCAGAGUAGCUAAAGGAUGACCAGGCUACUCAGAAUUGGCCACGAGUUGGUACCUUGGCAAAUUUACCACCACACUCUCAAAUCCUUGUGUGUUUUUGCAAAGCUAAUAUGAAUAUUUUUCUUCCCCACA